CCGGGGAUCAGUUUCCGAAAUGCAUCGUCUGCAGCAGGUCGGCAUUCAGCAGUUGGGUGAUCUGAAGCGGGUUUUUACCCAGGAAUGGCCCAGAUACUGCAAGGAGUACUAUUGCCUGGACACUUUUCUGGAGCUCCAUAAGAAGGACGAUCAACUGAAGGAAGUGCAAGUGUAUGCCCUUCCCAAUCUGGAACUCGGAUUAUUCGUGAUUGUGGAUCACUAUCAGUUAUUUCUUGGCUUCCUGGAGGCUGAAGAGUCGGAACGCCUUCUCAAGGAGUCCUUACUGAAAUUUAAACUCUAUGGAGGCGAACAAUUCGCCUCAAUGCCAAACAGGUAUUUCAAUGUGGCCAACGACAUUAUUCAAGCGAACAAUCUGAAACUGGACCUGGACAGUACAACCCUUUUCCUGGUCUUAAGCAAGGAGGAAGCCCUGCUCUUCCAAGUUGAACCUCCGGCUGGGUUCACCCUUAAGCCUGUGGAUGUAGAGGAUGCUCAAGUGAUCAACGAUCAGUGGGAAUGGAGUGAGCCGGACUCCCUUGCCCUGGUCCACCGCCAAAUUCAGUAUGACACCAGUGUGGGCUUGUACACAAAGGAAUCCAAAGAGCUCGUGGCCUGGUGCAUUAGGGCUUCAGAUGGCUUACUGGCAGUCCUUCAGGUGAAGACGUCCUACAAGCGCCGAGGCUUCGGCCAGCUGAUUGUGAAGGAGUUUUCCAGACAGGAGGCUCUGCUGGGACGCGAUACCAUCACCGAAGUUGUGCCCGAGAACAAGGCAUCCUUGGGCCUGUUCACCAAACUAGGUUUCAAAGCCAUGGACCAGUGUCACUGGCUGAUCACGGGGUCGCCAAAGGGGGAUUCAUAAGAUUAAGGGCUUUUUGCAUUUGCCAGCUGCUAGUCCGGCUAGUCAUAAAUACCGCAUAAGAGAAUCUAACGACGUUAAGAGAUCUAAUUAAAGAGAAAUACAACAGCUG
Molecule: messenger RNA, 968 nt
Organism: Drosophila santomea
Lineage: Eukaryota; Metazoa; Arthropoda; Insecta; Diptera; Drosophilidae
Exons: 5
Coding region: 20-859 (279 amino acids)
Molecular function (GO): acyltransferase activity, transferring groups other than amino-acyl groups
Source: RefSeq, a predicted model, not a curated record